This is a messenger RNA of Ostertagia ostertagi, 348 nucleotides long. The record is from the annotation of a GenBank genome assembly. NCBI's taxonomy places the organism in Eukaryota, Metazoa, Nematoda, Chromadorea, Rhabditida, Trichostrongylidae.
AUGCCAGGUCCAUGCGAGAUGGAGAGUCCAGCCUUAUGGAUCACUCAGUAUGUGCUCGGUAAAACUGAGAGAGCUCGCAUGAUACGUCGUACAUUGAUCCGGUACUUGGUACUGACACAAGCGAUAGUGUUUCGCGAUGUUUCUGCUGGUGUGCGAAAACGCUUUCCUACCAUGAACCAUCUCGUCACAUCUGGUUUAAUGACAGAAAAAGAAUUGGAGGAUUUCGAUUCGAUUGUGACAACGUAUCCGAAAUACUGGGUACCAAUGAACUGGGUGUUCAGGCUAAUCCGAGUAGCUCGAGAGGAGAAGAACAUUCCAGGCGAAAUGAUCUAUGUAGAUCUCAUGGAG